Messenger RNA from Galeopterus variegatus (Sunda flying lemur), 2097 nucleotides. It is a transcript of the gene BFSP1, whose product is annotated as beaded filament structural protein 1, filensin. Gene Ontology annotation, cellular component: intermediate filament; cytoplasm. Bases 1 to 1938 code for a protein of 645 amino acids. The record is from RefSeq and is a predicted model, not a curated record. Gene Ontology annotation, biological process: lens fiber cell development. Gene Ontology annotation, molecular function: structural constituent of eye lens. The transcript has 9 exons. NCBI's taxonomy places the organism in Eukaryota, Metazoa, Chordata, Mammalia, Dermoptera, Cynocephalidae.
AUGUACCGGCGCAGCUACGUCUUCCAGACCCGCAAGGAGCAGUACGAGCGCGCCGAUGAGGCGCCGCGUGCCGCCCAGCCCGAGAGCCCGGCCGAGGAGGGCCGGCUGGGGCGCCUGGGCGAGCUGGCCGGCCCCGAGGACGCCCUGGCCCGCCACGUCGAGGGCAACCGCCAGCGCGCCCGGGACCUGGUGGCCGAGCGCACCCGGCUGGAGCGCCAGGGCGCAGAGGCGCAGCGCGCGCUCGACGAGUUCCGGAGCAAGUAUGAAAAUGAGUGUGAAUGUCAGCUGCUGCUAAAAGAAAUGCUUGAGCGGCUUAACAAGGAAGCUGAUGAGGCCUUGCUGCAUAACCUGCGCCUGCAGCUCGAAGCCCAGUUUCUGCAGGACGAUAUCAGUGCGGCAAAGGACAGGUAUAAAAAGAAUCUUCUGGAGAUUCAGACCUACAUCAGCAUCCUGCAGCAGAUCAUCCACACCACUCCUCGAGCAUCCACCGUGACGAGUGGGAUGAGGGAGGAGAAGCUGCUGACAGAACGGGAACUGGGUGCCCUGCGGAGUCAGCUGGAGGAGGGCCGGGAGGUGCUGUCCCACCUGCAGGCACAGAGAGCCGAGCUGCAGGCCCAGACAACAACCCUGGAACAAGCUAUUAAAAAUGCCCAUGAGUGUUACGAUGAUGAGAUUCAGCUUUAUAAUGACCAGAUCGAAACCCUGCGUAAGGAGAUUGAAGAGACUGAGCGGGUUCUGGAGAAGUCUUCCUAUGACUGCCGGCAACUGGCAGUCGCCCAGCAAACCCUGAAGAAUGAGCUGGACCGGUAUCAUCGGAUCAUUGAGAUCGAAGGCAACAGGCUGAGCUCUGCUUUCAUUGAUGCUCCCAUCAUCCCGAGCCAUACCACUUCUCUCAGCCUUGGAUCCAGUGGGAAAGAUCUUGCCAGGGUUGUGCAGGAUAUAACAACAGCAAAACCAAGACAGAAAGCCCUCCCCAAGAAUGUACCAAGGAGAAAAGAGAUUAUAGCUAAGGCAGACGAAACUCAGGAAGAUGCACCAUUAAGAGGUCUGGAAGAUACAAAGCCGGUGCAGGUGAUCCUUAAAGAGGAAGUUGAAUGUAAGCUUCAAUCAGGGGCUGAAGGAGCAAGUCCCCCAACACAAGAUGGGGCUCCGGAGGAUGUGCCAGAUGGAGGGCAGAUCAGCAAAGCCUUUGGGAAACUACGCAAGAUGAUUAAGGAGAAGGCAAGAAGCCCCAAAGAGCCCGAACCCAAGCCUGAGCCCAAGCCUGAGCCCGAGCCCGAGCCCCAGCCUGAGCCCAAGCCCGAGCCGGAGCCCGAGCCCCCCACUGACCUCUACACCAAAGGGCGGCAUGUGCUGGUCACAGGGGAUGCCAGUUAUGUGGACCCUGAGUUCUGUUCCUCCUCCCUCCCGGCCAAGGGUGGGGUGGCUGUUUCCACUGAGGAAGACACCAUGCGUCCUGAUGGCCAUGUGGAGCCCUCUCCUGAGCAGCCCAAGCCUCCUUUGGAGAAUGGACAGGGGGAAUCUCAGGGGGGAGAAGAUGGACACCCGAGCAACCAGCAGUCUACAGACGUAGAGAGUGAGAUAAGUGACAAAGAACUGAAAGGCCCCAGGGAGAAACAUGAUGGCCAGAAGGAGGAGGCGGGGUCCAGGAAACCCUGUCCUGGGGUCACACCUGCUCCAGAGGGACCAUCUACACAGCAGUCUCAAAGGCCUGGGGCCUCUCAGAAUGGAUCAGAGAAUCACGGGAGCAGGAGCAGCAGCCUGCCAGAAAAAAGCCCUCCCAGGGCUUUGGCAUAUAAGAAGGUAGAAGUGGUGGAAUCCAUUGAGAAAAUUUCAACGGAGAGCAUUGAGACGUACGAAGAAACCUCUGUCAUCAUGGAGACCACGAUUGGAAAGACAAAGGCAAACAAGAAGAAACUGGGAGAGAAGGGCUCUUAAGAUGUCCAGGAUCAACGGGAGAAAAUGUCUUUGGGCCACUGUAGGGGAAAUGCAUUGAUAUCUUAGAACAAAUGAGAAAAGAGUGAGGGUUCCUUGUUUGGAUUAGACCCUAGUUGACCCGUCUGGCAUUGCCAGUGAAGCCUUCAUUAAAAAGUUUUC